AUGUUCAACUCCUUCUUCACUUCACUGCACUUCAGCUUCAGCUCCCUCGGAGAAAAUAGAGCACACCUUCACCUCAUUGCCGCCGCCCCCGUCGAAAACGACACCACCAACCGGCUUCUCACUCGUGGCCUCAAGAGUGGAAAGGUCACGUACCAUGAUCCAGACCUAGGUGCUUGCGGCGAGAAAUAUGGAGAGGCCGACCUAGUUGCGGCCCUUGCAAAAGAGUUGAUAGCGAACGAGGAUAAGUGUGGACACAGACCUCGCGCUGGAUAUCGAGGGAGGACAAUCGAGGUCGAGGCUGUUGAUAAAUGCAUGAGCUGCGGACCUAACGACUUGGACCUGUCGCCUGCGGCUUUCCGGAAGGUCAUCGGUGACACUGGGAUUGGAAGACUUCAAGCGCAGUGGGAUUGGAUUUGA
Molecule: messenger RNA, 417 nt
Organism: Metarhizium acridum CQMa 102
Lineage: Eukaryota; Fungi; Ascomycota; Sordariomycetes; Hypocreales; Clavicipitaceae
Source: RefSeq, a predicted model, not a curated record